GUUUCAAUUAAAUCGCUGUAGUAAAACAUCGAUAUCGGUGACGUUUUCUUUUUGAAGUUGAGAUAGCCAACUGGCCAAAUCUUCAAAAGGUUUGAGCUCAGUUGACGUUCGUCUAUUUUGAAGUUGACGUGUUUGAAUUUCUGUCUAUUUUUUAGUCUAUAGAUAUUACAAAAUAGACCGCUUGCUUCGAAGCUUGUUUAUUUAAUCAUAAUUGCUGGUUUCAAUUUCGAUAAUAUGGAUAAUAACCAUCGUAGAAAUGUAUCUCAAUCAAAAAAGUAUAAAAAAGGUAUUUCAAAGAAAUCUAAGCAUGAAAAUAUGGAAGAGAAAACUGGGGAAGCCAAGUUUAAAGAAGCCCAAAUAAAAUUACAACAACUAGUUCAGAAACAUUUAGAAGACAAGAAUAUUUCUUCUUCUGAUGAAGAAGAAGAAUUAGAGACAAAUAAUAUUUUAGGGUCAGUAAUCAAGAAGUAUUCACAAUAUGGUGGAAAAAAUGAAGAUUUAGAACGUACACAGAAUUUUUUAGAAAAUGUAUUUCAUUCUGGUGCAGCUGCUUGUUUGAUUUGUAUAGCAACAGUUAAACGAAAUGAUCAAAUCUGGAGUUGCUUAUCUUGUUUUGGAUUUUUCCAUUUAUUAUGCAUUCAAAGAUGGGCUAAAGAUAGUAUUGCUCAUCAAAAACUUGCUGCUGAAGAAAGACCUAGUUCGAAAACAAGCUUCAUCAUAUGGCAGUGUCCUAAAUGUCGUAAGGAUUAUGAACAAACAUCAGUUCCAGAUGCUUAUUUUUGCUUCUGUGGCCAAAAGCAUAAUCCUGAAUUUCAACCAUGGUUAGUCCCUCAUUCGUGUGGCGAAGUCUGUAAUAAAAGUCUUUCUCCUUCCUGUGGACACUAUUGUUUAUUAUUAUGCCAUCCAGGACCAUGCCCUCCUUGCCCCAAAACCAUUUCAGUUAGUUGCUAUUGCAAGAAGGGUGAAAGGAAAAUUGUUCGCUGCAGUGAAAAGGAAUGGUCUUGUGGUGCUGUUUGUGAAAAGAUACUCCAAUGUCAACAACAUCAUUGUCCAAAAGUAUGUCAUCUGGGCCAUUGCCCUCCAUGUGGUAAGACUUCACUUGUCAGUUGUGAUUGUGGUGCUGAAAAGUCACUUAGGCUUUGUACUCAACUUCAAUGGCAUUGUAAUAAGGUUUGUGGAAAUCCAUUGAGUUGUGGAAAACAUAUUUGUGAUAAAGUUUGUCACAAAGGUGAAUGUGGAGACUGCCCACGCAGCCUUCCAAGAACAUGCCCCUGUGGCCGAAACACUUUAACUAUACCAUGUGUUGAAGAUGUUAUUACUUGUGGAGAAACCUGUGGGAAACUGUGUGAAGCUGGGGUCCAUGUAUGUCCUCAGCGGUGUCAUAGAGGAGCAUGUCCAAUGUGUUUGGAAGUAGUUGUAAAGACUUGUCAAUGUGGAUUACGCCAAAAAGAGGUUUCUUGUCAUCAGAAGGCAUACCUUUGUGAUGCAAAAUGCAAGAAAAUGAGAGACUGCAAUAUACAUCCUUGCAACCGUAAGUGUUGUGAUGGUAAUUGUCCUUCUUGUGAACGGCCUUGUGGUAAAACUUUAUCUUGUGGUAACCAUAAGUGUUCUUCUGUCUGUCACCGUGGCCCUUGUUACCCCUGCAAUGUAGUGAAAGAGGUGUCAUGCAAGUGUGGAAGCACCCUUGUAACGGUUCCUUGUGGCGCUGCCAGACGAACCAAUCCUCCUAGGUGCAAUAAACCAUGCAAAAAUCCACCAAAAUGUGAUCAUCUGAAGAGAGAAGAACAUAAAUGUCAUUAUGGAGAUUGCCCGCCAUGUAGGCUUAUUUGUGGCAUUAAGAAGGAAUGUGGGCAUUCUUGUCCUGAAAUAUGUCAUACUGCAUUAUAUCUUCCAAAGGAAGAUUAUAAAGCUGCUACACCGUGGGAUGUCGUAAAUACUCCAUACGAAUUCAAGAGAUUACCAUGUCCCAGAUGUGAGGCUCCCAUAGAAAUACCCUGCUUUGGUGAGCAUUUGAUUCUGAAACUGCCUUGCUAUAGGGCGAAACCUCAAUGUUGUGGGCAAGAGUGUGGGCGCCGGCUGCAAUGUACUAACCAUGUUUGCACUUUUCUGUGCCAUGUUGUGGAAAAUGCAUUAUCUAAGAUUGUAAGUGGAUCUAAUUGUGAAGAAUGUAGCCAGGACUGUAGUAUAGAACGGGAUUGUGGUCAUCCAUGCCCUCUUCCUUGUCACCCAGGUGAUUGUGAUCCUUGCAAAGCAAUCUUUAAGAUCAGAUGCCUAUGUGGUUUAUCCCAGUUAUUUAUUAAUUGCAAUGAUUGGACAUCAACAGAAGACAAAGAAGCUCUUCAGUCUUGUGGAAAUCGUUGUCCUAAGAAUGUAAUAAUUUUUCAGUUGAUCCAUAAAAGUUUAGAGUAUUUCUUCUUGUUAUCAGGACAGUAAUUUUGGUCUAUUACAGUAUGCAUGUGGGCACAGGUGCUUUUCCCAAUGCCACAGUGGAGAAUGCCCUCAAAUUCCUCCUUGUCGUAAGAAAGUAAAAGUAAGUUGUGGCUGCCAUCAGCUUAAGAAGGAGUUACCCUGUCAUCUCGCAUGCCAACUCAGUUGUGAUGAUACUUGUAAUCAACUUAAAGCCGAAAAGCUGAAAAAAGAAGAAUCUGAGCGUGAGAUGAAGAGGCUUGCUGAGGAAAACAAGAAUAAAGAAGAACUUCUAAAGUACGAAAAGAGAAUGCAAGGAGGGAAGAGGAGGGAGAGAAGGAAGGCUAUAGAAACCAAUGAAGAAUCCUGGUUGGCUGCUAAUUUAAUGAUGAUAACAGGAGUUUCUGUUCUUACUAUAUCUGUUAUUAUUGGGUUUUAUUAUGCUAUUUAUUCAAUGAAUCUAUGAAUCUGAUGUGUUGAUUGUUAUAUUAUUGUUCUAACUGUAGCUUCACCUAAAAUCUUGGGUGAUUUAUCAAUUCUGAAAG
Messenger RNA from Nezara viridula (southern green stink bug), 2951 nucleotides. The record is from the annotation of a GenBank genome assembly. Lineage: Eukaryota; Metazoa; Arthropoda; Insecta; Hemiptera; Pentatomidae.